Molecule: messenger RNA, 588 nt
Organism: Aspergillus terreus NIH2624
Lineage: Eukaryota; Fungi; Ascomycota; Eurotiomycetes; Eurotiales; Aspergillaceae
Product: putative cell surface protein
Exons: 1
Coding region: 1-588 (195 amino acids)
Source: RefSeq, a predicted model, not a curated record
AUGAAAACCUCCACGCUCGUUUUCUCCGCCAUCCUGGCGACCGCCGUCCACGCCCGAACCGACCUCGUCGGCUGCACCAAGUCCGAAACCGUCAACCAAUGGAACGAAGCCAGCAUGAUCUGGUACGUCCCCGACACCGGCGAGAUCUGUGAUUUCCUCGAUUGCGGCGGUGGUCGGGCGCCUCCCAAGACCAACACCCCCGGCUGUCCCUUGUACAGCGGUACUGCGACGUACGAGCCCAGCUAUCUUCCUGGAUAUGGUCCGGGUGCCACCGCGACGGCAAAGACAGUAGCCGAGACUGCUUCUGCUACCACGACCGCGUCCUCGGCAUCGAAGACGGCGGAGUCUUCUGGAUCAAAGUCCAGUAUGGAGAUUACCCCCAAGCCGACUGUCGGUACGGCUGCGUCGACCGCCCGUUCCACGCUCAAGACGUCCUCUGCUGCGGCGAGCAAUGUUUCGGAGGGUUCUGCGUCUGGGACGGGCGAAGCGGCCUCGCCAUCGCAGACCGGAAACACGGCGAGCUCGGCUGGAUACAGCGCCUAUGGGGGGUUGAUUGUUGCGGUCGCUCUGGCUGCCUUGGUCCUUUGA